This is a messenger RNA of Colletotrichum graminicola M1.001, 1617 nucleotides long. RefSeq names its product amino acid permease. Gene Ontology annotation, biological process: amino acid transmembrane transport. The record is from RefSeq and is a predicted model, not a curated record. The transcript is spliced from 5 exons. Bases 1 to 1617 code for a protein of 538 amino acids. NCBI's taxonomy places the organism in Eukaryota, Fungi, Ascomycota, Sordariomycetes, Glomerellales, Glomerellaceae. Gene Ontology annotation, molecular function: L-amino acid transmembrane transporter activity. Gene Ontology annotation, cellular component: membrane.
AUGAGUUUACCACUCAAACACCAUCACCAUGGCGGGGAAGAACGUCACGUCGCGCAGACCAACGUUUCAGCGGAGGAAGUUGGUGUCGUGAAGCAACAGGAGACAUACGCGUUCGAUGAGUCGCGCAAGAUCGGCAUCACGGGCGCCGUUUUCCUGAUUCUAAACAAGAUGAUUGGUACCGGAAUCUUCUCCACGCCCUCUGGCAUCUUCCAGUCUACCGGCUCCGUGGGCGUCGCGCUCAUGCUCUGGGUCAUUGGCGGCAUCCUCACCUUUUGCGGCAUGAGCGUCUUCCUCGAAUUCGGCCUAGCGAUCCCCCGCUCCGGCGGCGAGAAGAACUACCUCGAGCGCGCCUACAGACACCCCAAGUACCUUGCGUCCUGUGUCCUAGCUUCGCAAAUGGUUCUUCUCGGCUUCUCGUCCGGGAAUUCCCUUGCCUUUGGCCGAUACGUCCUCUUUGCGUCCGGCUCAAGCUCGCCAGAUGGAUGGGUCGCUCGCGGCAUCGGUAUCGCUGGUGCUACAUUCGCUGUGGGCAUUCACGCCAUCACGCCCAAGUGGGGCAUUCGUCUGUUCAAUGUUCUGGGCGUUUUCAAGGUUGUCGUCUUGCUUUUCAUUGUCUUCUCUGGGUUCGCCGCUCUCGCCGGCCGUCGUCGUGUGCCGGACCCUCACAACUUUGACAACGCGUUCCGCAUCGAGGACGGAGAGGGGUACGGCAACGGCGGCGCCUACGGCUAUGCAACUGCCCUGCUUCGUAUUGUUUACAGCUACAAGGGGUGGGAGAACGCCAACUACGUCGUUGGGGAGCUCAAAAACCCGCGCAAGACUUUGGCCAUUGCCGCUCCCAUAGCAAUUGGUGGCGUGACCAUUCUCUACGUUCUCGCCAACGUCGCCUACUUUGCUGCCAUUCCCAAGACCGAGCUCGCCACUUCCGAGGUCAUCGUUGCCGGUGUUUUCUUCCGCAAUGUCUUUGGCAACAGUGCUGCUGCCCGAGCCCUACCAGCGUUCGUUGCUAUUAGCAACUUGGGCAACGUGCUUGCCGUCAGUUUCGCUCACGCUCGCCUCAACCAGGAGCUGGCUAAAGAAGGCCUGUUGCCCUUCAGUCGAUUCUGGGCGUCGAAUAAGCCGUUUAAUGCCCCUGCUGCUGCGCUUUUCCUCCACUGGAUUGUUACCGUUAUCGUCCUUGUUGCUCCACCAGCUGGUCCGGCCUACAACUUCAUAACUGAUAUGUACACGCAAGGUGGUGCUUGGAUCAACGCUUUUGUCGGCAUCGGUCUUCUCUACCUGCAGUGGAACAAGAAGGAGAACUGGACUUCACCUUGGCAUACUUACUUUCCCAUCACGGUGAUCUAUGUUCUCGCCAACCUCUUCUUAUGCAUUGUUCCGUUCAUCCCUCCCACAACCUCCUGGACCGCCGAUGGCUACCCGUACUAUGUCUUCCCCAUCGUGGUUAUCGGUGUGCUUCUAUUGGGUGUUGUCUACUGGGGGUUCUGGACCAAGCUCUUGCCUGCCAUCGGUGGUUAUAAGGUCGUGGCCGAAAGGACUUAUGAUCAGGAGGGUCACGAGGUUAUCCGAUACCGCAAAGUAAGCACCAAGCAUGGGCGUUCUGGACCUAUUGAUUAA